This is a messenger RNA of Cebus imitator (Panamanian white-faced capuchin), 4101 nucleotides long. RefSeq names its product cysteine and serine rich nuclear protein 3 (gene CSRNP3). The record is from RefSeq and is a predicted model, not a curated record. The transcript has 7 exons. Gene Ontology annotation, cellular component: nucleus. Bases 375 to 2132 code for a protein of 585 amino acids. NCBI's taxonomy places the organism in Eukaryota, Metazoa, Chordata, Mammalia, Primates, Cebidae. Gene Ontology annotation, biological process: regulation of transcription by RNA polymerase II. Gene Ontology annotation, molecular function: DNA-binding transcription factor activity, RNA polymerase II-specific; sequence-specific DNA binding.
AUUGGUUGGCUGCCGCCUGAUGGAUAGACGAGGGAGGAGUGAACUCUCUCCAGUGUGUUCUGACGGAGCCGAAGUACAGAAACCAUAUUUACAGAUACAUGUGACAGUGCUGCAGCUAUGAGUGGAAUUUUAAAGGGGAAGUUUGAAGAAGUCGAUGGCUCCUCACCCUGCUCUUCUGUGCAGGAAUCAGAUGAUGAAGUUUUCAGCUGUGACAGUGCUGAGAGUGUUGAUAGUGUCAAUCUGUUCACUUUUAAUAAUUUAACCAGAAAAUAUGAGGAAAUAACAGACUGAAAAUAUGCGUUCAGAGGCAUAGAAUCUUCAGGAAAAUACCGGAGUUCCUGAGAUCUCAAGGUACAUGUGACAGCGCUGCAGCUAUGAGUGGAAUUUUAAAGAGGAAGUUUGAAGAAGUUGACGGCUCCUCACCCUGCUCCUCUGUGAGGGAAUCAGAUGAUGAAGUUUCCAGCAGUGAAAGUGCUGACAGUGGGGACAGUGUCAAUGCAUCCACUUCUAGUCAUUUUACCCCUUCCUCUAUUCUCAAAAGAGAGAAGCGGCUGAGGACAAAGAAUGUACAUUUUAGUUGUGUCACCGUGUACUACUUCACCAGGAGGCAAGGCUUCACAAGUGUGCCCAGUCAAGGGGGCAGCACCCUGGGGAUGUCCAGCCGCCAUAACAGCGUGCGCCAGUACACCCUUGGCGAGUUUGCAAGGGAGCAGGAAAGGCUCCACCGGGAGAUGUUGAGAGAACACCUCAGGGAGGAAAAGCUGAACUCCUUAAAACUAAAGAUGACUAAGAAUGGCACAGUGGAAUCAGAAGAAGCCAGCACUCUUACACUGGAUGAUAUUUCUGAUGAUGACAUUGACCUAGACAACACAGAGGUAGAUGAGUACUUCUUCCUACAACCUUUGCCAACAAAAAAACGAAGAGCUCUGCUGCGUGCCUCUGGAGUGAAAAAGAUCGACGUGGAAGAAAAGCAUGAGCUGCGAGCCAUCCGCCUCUCACGAGAGGACUGUGGCUGUGACUGCCGAGUGUUCUGUGAUCCAGACACGUGCACCUGCAGCCUGGCUGGCAUUAAGUGCCAGGUGGAUCGUAUGUCUUUCCCAUGUGGCUGCACUAAAGAAGGAUGUAGUAACACAGCAGGUAGAAUUGAAUUUAAUCCUAUCCGUGUUCGGACUCACUUUUUGCACACAAUAAUGAAACUUGAACUGGAAAAAAACCGAGAGCAGCAAAUCCCCACACUGAAUGGCUGCCACAGUGAGAUAAGUGCUCAUAGUAGUUCCAUGGGCCCUGUCGCUCACUCCGUAGAAUAUUCGAUUGCAGACAGUUUUGAGAUUGAAACUGAACCCCAGGCUGCAGUGCUGCACCUGCAGUCGGCUGAAGAAUUAGAUUGCCAAGGAGAGGAGGAGGAAGAAGAGGAGGAUGGGAGCAGCUUUUGCAGCGGAGUCACAGAUUCUAGCACACAAAGCUUGGCACCUAGUGAGUCAGAUGAGGAGGAGGAGGAAGAAGAAGAGGAAGAGGAGGAGGAGGAUGACGAUGAUGACAAAGGAGACAGCUUUGUGGAAGGUUUGGGCACCCAUGCGGAAGUUGUUCCUCUUCCUUCAGUUCUUUGUUAUUCUGAUGGCACCGCCGUUCACGAAAGCCAUGCAAAGAAUGCUUCUUUUUAUGCCAACUCUUCAACUCUGUAUUACCAAAUAGAUAGCCACAUUCCAGGAACUCCAAAUCAGAUCUCUGAGAACUAUUCUGAAAGAGACACUGUCAAAAACGGUACCCUUUCGCUGGUGCCUUACACCAUGACCCCGGAGCAAUUUGUGGACUACGCCCGACAAGCAGAAGAGGCCUAUGGUGCCUCCCACUACCCAGCUGCCAACCCCUCUGUAAUCGUUUGCUGCUCCUCUUCCGAAAAUGAUAACAGUGUGCCCUGCAAUAGCUUAUAUCCUGAACACAGGUCCAGUCACCCUCAAGUGGAAUUUCACUCAUACUUGAAAGGCCCCUCCCAGGAAGGGUUUGUCUCUACAUUGAAUGGUGACAGUCACAUUUCAGAGCAUCCUGCUGAAACUUCUUUGAGCCUUGCAGAAAAGAGCAUAUUGCACGAAGAGUGCAUCAAGUCACCCGUGGUUGAGACAGUCCCUGUUUAGUAGCUUAAAUUAUUCUAGGACCAACUCUUCUCCUAUUUAAGGCACUGUAUUUAAUUGGAUUUCCUGGGCUCAUCAUUGUUUAAACUGAAGACCAAGAAAACUUGGACGGUGUUUAAUCUUCCAGACUGUAUUUUGUUUUUUACUUUCUAGCCACGUGACUGUGGCAUUGCACAAAUACAGUCUCUGUAGGGAUUUUAAAAGAUUUCAGACUGUUUUGAUAGAAAAUGCUAAAUUUUAAAAAUGCAUAUCUCACAGUUGCCUACCUGUCAAACUGUGUGAAACCUGCCAAGCUGUGUAGAUCAGAGCUCCAAAUUUUGGAUUAUCGGGCCUGUGCAAGUUUGUUAACUAAGGCUGGGAAAUAAUAAGAUUUAGAGUCCUAAUUUUCGAUAUAUCUGAAGAUAAUGGUGACUUUUUAUUGUAAAAGUAAUUAUUGUAAGAAAAAGAUAUAAUUGUUCAAUGUGUAUUUUAUUUAUGGUAGUUUAGAAGUCACGUUUUGAUGAAAAUGAACAGCCGCAUGUUCAUUCCAACUGAAGAUACAUAGCUCGUUCCACAGAGCAUGCCCACAUGGAUUGCAUCUGGAACCCAUUCACAUUUUUAUGAUCAUCACUGAUCAGAUUUGCAAAAUUCUGAAGGGUGAAAUAGGCCUAUUUUUGCUAUUUUGGGCAAAUAAAUGAUUCUAUAUGUGCAGGUCCUUAACACAGUUUUCUCUAAAGUUAAGAGUUAGGACAAUCCUCUGGGGAGAGGCUAGUUCACUGCCCUCCCUCAGCUGACUCCAGAGAUGGAGGUAGAAGGAAUUGCCUUUCUUUUUUAAACAGCAUCAUCUUGGUUCUUAGCUUGGACAGCACCUUUAAGCUCUACCCCCUGCAUCAAAAUGCACUUUAGUGCCCCUUCACGGUACCUCGUGUGGGGUGGGGACUGAGAACUUUUUGAGAUGAAAAAAUUAAAAAAAAAAUUUUUAAAGAUCUUAACUAUAAGAUUCAUAUAGUUAAUAUAGAGGAAUCAUCCAAUGAUACUUAUGAAGGGAAAAUGACCUAUUUUCCUUCGCCACUCUGAGGACCUAACUCAGUAAAUGCAGAGGAGGCUGAGGAAACAUGGAAGAGACACGACCUCAGCAACCAGCCUUUUCUCCAGCGUGGUCAAUCCAUCUCUACAAAAUCAGUGUAUAAUGAGAUUUCCACUUAGUGACUAGCUGAUUGAAGGGGAGGGCCUCUACCCAAAUACUCAACUAGGCCUUUCUUUUCUGAAGCAUUUCAAUUUGUCUUGCCUGGGACAACUAGCAGAACAGUCCAGAAUUCAUUGCAUACUUUCUAAUUACCUCACAUUCUCUUACUAAAGAGAACAGAUAGAAAUAAAACAUGCACUCCCCACCUUUAGAUAACCUGCACUUGGUUCGUCGGAGGACUUCUAGGAUCCCGUUUUCCUGUAAAUUAAUUUAGGUAACUAAAUAGUGUAUUCUACCUUUUUUUUUCCCAAUGCAAUAUGACUAUGCUAAACCUGUUUCACAUUUUUGACCUUCUAUUGUUAUAUCACUUCACAUGUUUUAUAACUAUUUGAAAUGCGGAACAUGCCUUGCUAUUCAGUGACUGCAUCGCUACUUAUUUUUUAUGUCUUUUAGACUUGGGUGUUUAGAAUUAUGGAUAUAAAUAUAUUGUAGAUCUCAAUUUCUUAAAAUAAUAUUUUAUUUAAUUGAAUUUAAAAAUGCUUGAUCUAGAGAAAGUCCUCCAAUGGAAAAGUUUCUACUAAAAUUUGUUUUGGGGAAAAAAAUGUUUACUUGGCAGCUCUUCCACUGUGCAGUUGAUUUCUGCUCCGUCUCUCCUCUUCCCCUCCAUUGGGCCAAAUUUAUAACCAUUAAUAUUAACAUUAAAAGAGCUUUGGGUUUGUCUUUAUGUAGGUUGCAGUAAUGAGGUCAGGGUUGUUCCUUUUGAAUGGUUGGCCCUUUGAGCUAAUCAGAUUGGGGAUUUGUUGAAAU